AGAGUUGGCUCCAAAGUGUGGGACUCAGCCAAUCGGAACCGGGCAGGCCGGGGCUGAACUGCGGAAGGGGGCGGGUUCGGAGGUGUGUACUGUACGGUGAGUCUUUUAGCCUCACCUGCAGCUUCGCCUCCCUGCACCUGCAUCUGUGCUGUUCUCCCAGCACUGCGGACGCGACUCGAGGGUGACGCUUGCUCCGCUCGUCAUGGCCUACCCGGGAUACGGAGGCGGGAACCUGACUGCCAUGCUGUGAAGAAGUGGAAGAGCCAUGUGAAAGGGCCCAUGUGGAGGAGAACUGGGGUCCCUGUCCAACAAGUUUGGAAAUUUUAGCAUUCAGGUGCCAGGAAUACAGAUGGGACAACCAGUGCCAGAAACAGGUCCAGCCGUACUCCUCGAUGAAUACGAUGGGUUCCCAGCAUUUUCAGAUGCUUAUUCCUCAGCUGGUGACUCCGUGUAUACUUACUUCAGUGCUGUUGCUGGACAGGAUGGUGAACUGGAUGCUGAAGAACUUCAGAGAUGUUUGACACAGUCUGGAAUUAGUGGAACUUACUCUCCCUUCAGUUUGGAAACCUGCAGAAUUAUGAUUGCCAUGUUGGAUAGAGAUUACACAGGAAAACUGGGAUUUAAUGAAUUCAAAGAGCUAUGGGCAGCUCUUAAUGCCUGGAAGCAAAACUUCAUGACUGUUGAUCAAGAUGGAAGUGGCACAGUAGAACAUCAUGAGUUGCGUCAAGCCAUUGGUCUUAUGGGUUAUAGGUUGAGUCCUCGAACAAUAACUACUAUUGUUAAACGUUACAGCAAGAAUGGCAGAAUUUUCUUUGAUGAUUAUGUUGCUUGCUGUGUGAAGCUUCGCGCAUUGACAGAUUUCUUUAGGAAAAGAGACCACUUGCAACAAGGGUCUGUGAAUUUCAUGUAUGAUGAUUUUUUGCAGGGCACUAUGGCAAUUUGAAUGUUCAGAAUUCUAAACCUGAAGAGACACUGUGAAUUCUUUUGCUUGGAAGAAGUGAACUGGACUACUUUAAAACUUUUAAGCGUUUUCCAUGUUCUUCCUACCUGUUAAGUCUCUCUUCACUUUCUGUGUGUUUUUAUUUUAGCAGAUAGUUCAAAACAAUAAAAGAUUUAAAAAAAAUUUAGUGUAUUACUGCUUUUGGAAAAGUUAUUUUACAAAUAUGUGCAUAUUGUCAUAAAAUAUUGGUGUAUGAUUGAUUUAAAUAAUGCUUAGCCUUAAUUUUUAACAAUGUAAAUUUAGAGGAAUGUACUUUACAAGAUAGAUUGUGUAAGAAGCCAGAUGAUGAAAGCCUAGAAAAAACUAAUUUAUACUUAUCUGAAGGUUACAAAUUAGACUUUAAAUUUUGUUUGUAGUUGGUGGUGUUUGAGGGCCAGCUAGAAAUGAAAGCCUGGAUUUUGUGCUGUGUUCGUAAUAUAGUUUAUUCCUUGAUCAAAUAAUCAGAGAAAAAACACUUAAAGGUCUUUGUCUGUGAAGAAGAAAAUUAUCUCCCCAGUCAAAUCUGUGGUGGGAUAAGACUACAGAAGGCAUUAUUUUUUCCUUUUUAAUUUUUUGUUGUGUAUAUUUUUCUUCAAUAUGUUUUAUUGUCUUCUCUAAGCAAAAAGUUCUUAAUAAACAAAGUAUUUCUCUCUGCACCCUAUUUCAUUAGUGAAGACAUAGUUCCCCUAAAAUGGCAUCCUCCUCUAAAUCUAGACUUUUUGGAAAUGGUGUAUAUUUUUGAUGAUAUGUCAACAUUCAAAAUUGUCCUAAUUAAAUUGUUGUUUAAAUGUAAUGUCAGCUGUUUAUAAAGUUAAAAAAAAAGUAAUUAACCACUCUAAUUGCUCAGAAAUUAUACAUUUGACUUAUUUGACAAUAUUAACAUUAGUGGUGGCUUUGCCGUUAAAAACCCAGUAAGUAUAUUGAGUGCAUCUAUGUGAUGUGGUGUUUUGAGCAUAGUAGGCACCACAGCACCUUUUCUGAGUGGUACUAAAACUGCCGAAAAUGCAAAGUAGAAUCACCAGAUCUUUAGUGUGCAAUAUCCCUGGUAUAAGAUGUUAUGAUUAAUGUAAUUUCUUUCUUGGCAAACACCUCAUGUCUAUCUUAGUGAAGAUUUAAUAAACCACAUAUUUUUCUUACGCUUUAAAUGCAUAUCUUCCAAUCUAACAGUGAGUGACAUAAUUUUAUGACUGCUGACCAAAUUAAUUUAUAGAUUUUAUAAAAUCCCAUGUUUCUUAAUGGAUGAAGGAUAGAUGGCAAUAUCUUGAACAAAACCUUUUAUAAACUUACAGAAUUUUAAAUCAGCUUUCACUUUAAAAAUUCCUGGAAAGGAAGUAAUGCACUUGACACUGAUAAUUUUAUGUAAUUUGCUGUCAGAUUCACUUGGUCAGUUUUAUAAAAAUGUGUGAAUAAGUAAUCCACAUAAUUUUGUUCUCUGGCUUUUUUUUAUGAACAUAUAUUUGAUAAUGUGAGAGGACAUUAACUGAGCUGGUAAAUUAAAGAAACAGAAUUCUAAUUAGAAGUGUUGUAGGAAAAAGCAAAUGUAAAAACACUAUGUGUCGUUCACGUUGAAUGGUGAUAAUGUGACUCAGCAGCCUGUAAUCUCAACAUCCAGGUUAUACAGAUGGUUGUUACUGAACUAUUCUGUGGUCAACUAUGAUUCUCUCUCUUACUUGGAGGCUCACAGUUGAGGUAAAACUUUUAAAAUGACAAAUGGCAUUAUGCAAGUUUCUGCCAAAUGACACUCUGUCUCAGAAUUCUUUAACACAAUUCUCAUCUAAAAAUGUUCCUAUGACUUUUGGUCAUAGAAGGUCUGUGAAGGAGCUUUCAUGGCCAAACAUAUUUAGAAACUCUCGCUUUCUAAAGCUUGAUAAGGUCUAUUAGCAUCUGAAAGCCCAAGGUUAAUAAAAUCAGUCAUGUUUAAUUUUAUUUGGCUCAGUUUUUUCCAAACUUUUUGACCACAGAACCCCUUUCUCUAGCAAAACUAACAUUCUAUGCCGAUCCAACUUCAUUGCCAGGCAACUCUUCUGCACUUUACAUUAAACAGACAAACUUAUAUUCACAGAAACAUUAGGCCUACAGAAUAUUUUACCAGGAUUUUUAUACUGAAAUACAGUUCACUUUUUGAUGCUUUAAAAAUAACUGAUACAAUAUUUUUAUGAUGAACAUGACUGCAAUAUGAAUAUAGUAGAGUAGUUUGCACUGGUUAACUCACACCCCAGUUCUUUUAUGAUGAUGUUAAUUAUUGAAUAAUGUACACUCUUAAUGUAUAAGUGCUUUUAUUUAUACAGUAAACAUGUUUCCAUGUCAUUUUGAGAAUUUUUUUUAAUAAACAUUCAAAUAGCUUGCUGUAAAGUUUUGUAUCAUACAAAAUCUGUUACAUAUAUAUAUAUAUUAUGAGAUGCUUCAGUUCAAAUAACAGUGCAGUAAUUCACCUAUAUCUAAAAGACUGCCAAAUGAUUAAAUGUCAGGUAUUGCACUUCUAUUUUGAGUGGCAGUUUACACAUUUUAAAUUACAUCAAGGGUAAAUCAAUAUUAUGGAAAUCUUAAUUUGGUCCACUUUAAAUGUAAUUUCAAGGAUUUCUCAUUUGAUCUAUUUACGCAUGCGUCCAGAAAAAAGUAACAAAAAAUGUAGUCAAGUUAUGUUUAUUUCCAAAAAAGGCAUUUACCCUAGAAGAAAGUAGAAUCUGUUAAUAUAGUUUAAAGUCUGUGGAGUUAAAAAAAUAACAAAAAAUCAGUUUGUGAUUAUUUCUUUAAGUAAAAUAUAAGACAUCAAGUUUACUUGUAAUCUUAUGGCAUUACUAAACUGGACAAACAAAUAAAUACUCUUGGUCAAAAAUA
Molecule: messenger RNA, 3817 nt
Organism: Chlorocebus sabaeus (green monkey)
Lineage: Eukaryota; Metazoa; Chordata; Mammalia; Primates; Cercopithecidae
Gene: GCA
Product: grancalcin
Molecular function (GO): calcium ion binding
Source: RefSeq, a predicted model, not a curated record